Brassica oleracea var. oleracea is the source of this 1857-nucleotide messenger RNA. RefSeq names its product probable receptor-like protein kinase At1g67000. NCBI's taxonomy places the organism in Eukaryota, Viridiplantae, Streptophyta, Magnoliopsida, Brassicales, Brassicaceae. The transcript is spliced from 6 exons. The record is from RefSeq and is a predicted model, not a curated record. Gene Ontology annotation, molecular function: ATP binding; protein kinase activity. Bases 1 to 1857 code for a protein of 618 amino acids. Gene Ontology annotation, biological process: protein phosphorylation.
AUGAAAGUGGACAAUGUCCUGGUCCAUUUGCAAAGUUACUUGAAAGUAUGGGCAUAUGUGCACAACAUAGUUGUUCCUAUUGUUGCAUCAGACUCUAAUGACACAAUAGGACAAUAUAAUGAUGAGCCAAUCCCACUAGUUGAACAUACUGUUGAUGAACAUGUCAUAAUUCAAGAAGAGAAUAGUGAACCACAAAUACCUUUAAGGCGAUCUGGAAGAGAAAGAAAAUCUGCCAUUUCAAACGAUUAUGUUGUUUAUAAUAUUGAAAAUGAAUGUGACUUAAGCAUGGAUGAUGAUCCGAUCUCAUUCAAAAUGGCCAUGGAAAGUGACAAUUCUGAAGAGUGGUUUGAUGCCUCAAAAGAAGAAAGGAAAUUUAUGGAUGAUAAUCAUGUAUGGGACUUAGUAGAGUUGCCCGAUGGUUUCAAAACCAUUGGUUCUAAAUGGGUCUAUAAGACUAAACGUGACUCGAAAGAGUUUCAAUGUAAGGAUGAUAGGGAAGGUUUAAAAAACUACGGUGUUGUCAAAAACAGCUCGUCUGUUUUACUCUACGGGAGGGAUGGCACUAAAAACUUGGAGGAAAAUUGCAAAAUAGAAGUCAGUAUACCUGUUUCCGAGUCGACUUUACACACUCUACGUUUGGAUAAUCCGAAGAAGUCUCUUGAACAGGGUUUCAAUCUUGAAAUUAAACAAGACUGCUCAGUGUGCUUAGAAUCCAAGGGUGCUUGUGGGUAUAAUCAUAUUUCGAGUGGAUUCGUCUGCUAUUGUGACGAUGCCACCCAUGGCCAAAACUGUGGCUCUGGAAGGAGAAGUAAGGGGUCUUUGGUCAACGCAAUCCACAAAGGGUCGUUGAUCAAACCAAUUUGUAAAGUUUUGGGUUCGGUAGCAGGCGUUGUUCUGUUCGUGAUCUUAUUAUCAUUCUUUCUUCAUUUUCUCCGGAAGAGAGAAUUACGUCUAAGACAACAGAAUCUGAUGUCCCUCAUUCCACUCAAACACUACACUUAUGCACAGGUGAAAAGAAUUACAAAGUCAUUUGCAGAAGUGGUCGGGAGAGGCGGAUUUGGAAUUGUUUAUAGAGGAACUCUUUCUGAUGGCCGUAUGGUUGCGGUUAGGGAUGUUAAAAGGGGUUCCAAAAGAGCAAUUAUAUAUGAAUUUUUGGGAAAUGGGUCUCUUGAUAAAUUCAUCUCACGCAAGUCCUCGGUGAAUUUGGAUUGGGCGACAUUGUAUCAAAUUGCGCUAGGAGUUGCUCGUGGUCUAGAGUACUUGCAUCAUGGCUGUAAAACAAGGAUUGUACAUUUCGACAUCAAACCACAAAAUGUACUCUUAGAUGAAGACUUUUGCCCCAUAGUUUCGGACUUUGGGCUUGCCAAGCUCUGUGAGAAGAAAGAGAGUGUCUUGUCAUUGCUGGACACAAGAGGUACAGUAGGGUACAUUGCACCAGAAAUGAUUUCAAGAGUUUAUGGGAGCGUGUCUCACAAGUCAGAUGUUUGUAGCUAUGGAAUGUUAGUUCUUGAGAUGAUUGGUGCAAGGAACAAAGAAAGCGCUCAUCAAGACUCUGCUUCUAACACAAGUUCAAUAUACUUUCCUGAAUGGGUAUAUAGGGAUCUUGAAUUAGGAAAGCCUAGAAGGCUUAUCGAGAACGGAAUCAACAAUGAGGAAGAGGAGGUAGCAAAGAAGAUGGCAUUGGUAGGUUUGUGGUGUAUUCAGCCUUCCCCAUUAGAUCGCCCACCAAUGAACAGAGUCGUAGAGAUGAUGGAAGGAAGUCUUGAAGCUCUUGAAGUGCCUCCAAGGCCUGUCUUGCAGCAAAUUCCCACGGCACCUCUUCAGGAAUCUCUAACGCUUUCAGGUAGUUUGGUUUAA